AUGGCAGUCGACACUACUUCAGUAAGCGGGCGAAUGGCUGAGCUGCGUGAACAGAAAAGGGGAGCAUUCAUCCCGUUCAUAACUGCUGGAGACCCAGAUAUUGAAACAACAGAGCAGGCUCUUCUAGCGCUUGACAGAGCUGGAGCUGAUAUUAUAGAGCUGGGAGUGCCCUACUCGGAUCCGCUUGCAGAUGGGCCUACAAUCCAGGCGGCCAGCACACGCGCAUUGGCUAGCGGCACCACACUUAAGAAGGUCAUAGACGUGGUGGGCAAAGUGUCGCCUCACAUCACCGCGCCCAUCGUACUGUUCACAUACUACAACAUCAUCAUGAGGCGCGGCCCUGAGAAGUUUUGCCAGGAGAUCAAGGCUGCCGGGGCCGCAGGUCUGCUGGUGCCGGACAUCCCCUUGGAGGAGACAGGGCCGAUCCGGGAGGUGGCCACGGCGGCAGGACUGGAGCUGGUGCUGCUGACAACGCCCACCACUCCCCAGCCGCGCAUGGAAGCCAUAGCCAAGGCCUCCCAGGGCUUUGUCUAUCUUGUGUCAGUGACAGGUGUGACUGGACAGCGGGUAUCCAUGGAAUCGCGCGUGGAGGGCUUGAUCGAGCAGUUGCAUCAGAUCACAGACAAGUCGGUGGCUGUGGGCUUUGGCGUUUCAGGCCCAGAGCAGGCUCGGCAAAUCAUGGCAUGGGGCUCGGAGGGUGUCAUUGUCGGGAGCGCUUUGGUGAAGGCUCUUGGAGAAGCGCCCAGUGCCAAGGAAGGCUUGGAACGGAUGGAAGCACUUGCGCGCAGCAUCAGAGAAGCCAUUUGA
Molecule: messenger RNA, 807 nt
Organism: Coccomyxa subellipsoidea C-169
Lineage: Eukaryota; Viridiplantae; Chlorophyta; Trebouxiophyceae; Coccomyxaceae
Exons: 7
Coding region: 1-807 (268 amino acids)
Biological process (GO): L-tryptophan biosynthetic process
Cellular component (GO): cytosol; chloroplast
Molecular function (GO): tryptophan synthase activity
Source: RefSeq, a predicted model, not a curated record